UUCACUUAUUUUAUUGCCGAUUAUGAUUUUCAUUCCAAAGCAUUUCACUUGUUCAUUGUCAUUCUCCGCCAUUACGUAUCAAUAAAAACGAAAAAUAGUCGGAGCCGUGUGGUCGGACGUGCCAAAUCUUUAUUGCCUUCAUGUUCGCAGCGGUUUGUUCUGUCACCAAGAAGUUUCCUCGUGACUCCCAUCGUUAUAGUUAAGAUGACCAGUAAUUCAGACAACGAAUAUCUGAAUAAAUUUCGCAACACAUACUUAGGAGGACUUGAACAAAGUCAUAUUAAUCAUAUUGCUCUUAGGCUGAAAGAGAAUGAUUUAAUUAACGAUCAUGACUGGGUGGAAAAAACACAAGAAAGUUAUAUUAAUCCUUUUGCUCUUUGGCUGGAAGAGAAUGAUUUAAUUAACGAUGACUGGGUGGAAAAAACAAAAAAAAAACAAAAAUAUGACAGUUUCUUUUGGAAAAUAUUGUGUCUCUUAAAUAACCAAAAGACUGCUAAAUCAACUUUUGAUAUUAUAGUGUGUUCUUUGCAUGACUUUAACCUACCUGAAGCUAACAAUUUAGAAUUUGCUGAGAGCACAUGCAACAAUAAUAUGAAGAGUCUUGACCCUAAACAGAACAUUGUUGCUAAAAUUGAGUCAGGCAGGACCAAGAAACUGUUUUCAGAGCCAAGUAAUUCUGACAAAGAGCAAAUUGACAAAAUCAAGGCAGAGCUUUUCUUUUUGAAAGCGACAGAGUCGAUAUUUUGUGAUAGGAUUACCAAAUGAUAUAAACGAAAAACAGAAGUAUGGAAAAAAUUGUGAUAAAAUGUGUUUUUCUGUCACAGUUAUUAAAUCUUUUUUAAUGUU
Octopus sinensis (East Asian common octopus) is the source of this 846-nucleotide messenger RNA. RefSeq lists its product as uncharacterized. The transcript is spliced from 2 exons. Lineage: Eukaryota; Metazoa; Mollusca; Cephalopoda; Octopoda; Octopodidae. The coding region runs from base 205 to 765 and encodes 186 amino acids. The record is from RefSeq and is a predicted model, not a curated record.